Messenger RNA from Boleophthalmus pectinirostris (great blue-spotted mudskipper), 992 nucleotides. Its product is annotated as circadian-associated transcriptional repressor-like. Gene Ontology annotation, cellular component: nucleus. The transcript is spliced from 5 exons. Gene Ontology annotation, biological process: circadian regulation of gene expression; negative regulation of DNA-templated transcription. Gene Ontology annotation, molecular function: RNA polymerase II cis-regulatory region sequence-specific DNA binding. The coding region runs from base 215 to 736 and encodes 173 amino acids. Lineage: Eukaryota; Metazoa; Chordata; Actinopteri; Gobiiformes; Gobiidae. The record is from RefSeq and is a predicted model, not a curated record.
UACGAGUUGGACACUUGUCAAGGUAAACUAUAAAGGAACGGAGCCGGAAAGCUCGCAUCAUCGGCUUUAUAGCGAUACAUUUAGCCGGCGAAUCUGACUAUUCUAUGUGAACUUGUGGACUCAUACUAAAUUAUUUAAAUAAUUUUCUCGUGCCUUUUUGGUCGUUUUUCUAUGUCUACUUGAUUUUCAUUGUCUCUUGGUCGCAUCACAAAAGAUGAAUUCGACAGGCAGCGUCUCUAGCUCUCCAGACUUUGUUCCCAGUGACGUGUUCGUAGAAGAGCAGGGAGGUAGUGGCCGACCCAGCACGUCCUGUACCAAAGAUAAACACAUACCAAACUCUGGACAAUGCUUACUGGCUCAUUCAAAUCACUCUACAACGGAAAAGUCUGCAGCCUCACCGGGAGACCUGGCGUUUGCUCAAAAAUGUGCAGAUCUGCAGAGGUUUCAUCGGCCCUUGCUGGAGCUUCUUCAUGGACUCAAAAGUGGUCGGUUUGACAAAGGCCUGACCAGUUUUCAGCAGAGCAUUGCCAUCGACAGACUGCAAAGGAUUGUGGGUAUUUUGCAGAAGCCUGAAAUGGGUGAGAAAUACCUUCACAACCUGCUGCAGAUUGAAGUAAUGCUGAAGGCCUGGUUUCCCCAACACAACACAAAAUCAAAUCAGACCAAAGCAACAAAGCAUUCUCAUCACUGGUGCCAAAACCAGCUGCAUAUCCCAGUCAAGGUUUGUGUUUUCUGAUGUAGCCACCCUGCUUGUCCCCAGUGUAGAUGGUACUGCAUUGUUCCACAGUAUGGCAUUAAACAUAUUUAUCUCUGUGGACACAAGCAGGUGACGCCACCAGGCCAAAGUAUAGGUCAGAUCUGUGGAGAGGUACAAUAUAUGUUUUGCUAGCCAUUCAAUCACAUGUAUUUCAGUUGCAAGCUAGUGGUAGAUCCCCCACCAUAAAAGUUACGUAGUGCACCAUUAAAUUGCCUCCACUUCUUUACCAUUGAAA